This is a messenger RNA of Phyllopteryx taeniolatus (common seadragon), 864 nucleotides long. RefSeq names its product homeodomain-interacting protein kinase 1-like. The record is from RefSeq and is a predicted model, not a curated record. The transcript is spliced from 7 exons. Gene Ontology annotation, biological process: smoothened signaling pathway; peptidyl-threonine phosphorylation; positive regulation of transcription by RNA polymerase II. Gene Ontology annotation, cellular component: nucleus; cytoplasm; PML body. The coding region runs from base 1 to 864 and encodes 287 amino acids. Gene Ontology annotation, molecular function: ATP binding; SMAD binding; transcription coactivator activity. NCBI's taxonomy places the organism in Eukaryota, Metazoa, Chordata, Actinopteri, Syngnathiformes, Syngnathidae.
AUGACCCAGAAAACUGCCAUUAAUUUAAAACUUAAAGAAAUCCUUCCUCAAAAGUAUAAGACAAUCAAAGUCUUGGGCAAAGGAAGCUAUGGAGUUGUGCUUAAAUGUUUGGACCGGGAAUCCAAAGAAAGCAUGGCUGUUAAGAUCGCCAGGCCGGGGAGGAAUAUCCAUCGUGAGGCAUCCAUACUACAGCUGUUGAUGGACAUUAGACUGGAUCGGGACAACAUUGUUAAGUACUAUGGUGCCUCAUCCAGUGACAAGUAUCUGGUGUUCGAAAUGUUGGAUAUCAGCCUGUCACAAUAUUUUCAGGCAAAUGGCCGUAUGACUCUCAAGGAAAUCAGACCCGUCAUUCAGCAACUCGCCACAGCGUUUGAUGCGCUAAAAGCUGUGGGAGUGAUCCACGGUGAUGUUAAACCAGACAACAUCAUGCUGGUGGAUCACGGACAACGGCCAUUCAAAGUGAAGCUGAUUGACUUCAGUGUGGCUCUUAGUCGACAUGAAGCCAAGAAGGUCUUAAUGAGACAGGUUGCUUAUUUCAGAGCUCCAGAGAUCAUCCUUAGACUCCCGUACGCUGAGGCCAUAGACAUCUGGUCACUGGGUGUUGUAAUAGUAAAGAUGGUGCUUGGCAUUUUUCCCUUCAUGGGAACCACAGACUAUGACUUACUGGAAUGCAUGAUCGGUGUCCUCGGUCUGCCGCCAGACAAUGUUCUAAAAGAUGGAAAGGCAGCAACAGAUUUUUUCAAAAGGACAGAGUUGGGUCAGUGGACUUUCAAGACACAUAAAGAAUAUUCAGACAACGAGUCAAACGUCAAAGUGAGUUUUAAGAUACGCUCUAUGGAAGACAUGAUCAAGGUUGGUCACUAA